Molecule: messenger RNA, 1483 nt
Organism: Gasterosteus aculeatus aculeatus (three-spined stickleback)
Lineage: Eukaryota; Metazoa; Chordata; Actinopteri; Perciformes; Gasterosteidae
Gene: pih1d2
Product: PIH1 domain containing 2
Biological process (GO): rRNA processing; box C/D snoRNP assembly
Cellular component (GO): ribonucleoprotein complex; cytoplasm; R2TP complex
Source: RefSeq, a predicted model, not a curated record
GACAGCUGCUAGUUAGCUAGCGUUUACAAAGCGGACAGAUGUUUUAGAGUCUAUUUCAAGAAAAACAUCUGUUUGGAACACUGCAGACAAGCUGUUUUUUUCUAACACCUACUCACUAGCAUCAACUAACGUUACUUAGCUAACGUUGCCUAGUUAACGUUAGUUAACUAAAGUCAGCUAACGUUACCUAUAACGUCAUAACGUUACCGUAGUUCAUUAACGGGAGUAGCUCGUCACCUCACGAUGUCGUCUACUGGAAGUACACCGGAUGUUUUUCAGCAGGUGAACCAGUUCUGGUCGAUCCUGGAUGAUCUUUCUCAAAGUGACCCUGCUGCAUACGAUGAGUUCAUCAAGAAGCAGAUGAAGGAAGGAGCUGAGUUUUGUUCACCUCCUGAACUCGACUCAUGUUUAUGCACUGAAAUACUGGAGCCGAAGAAAGGGUCACUGUUCAUCAACAUAUGCCGCUGGAAACGCGUUCCCGCGCCUCGAGAUCCCAGCAUGGCUUUGCCAGCGUGUGCAGGAAAACUGGAAACUGACACAGAUGAACGUCAAGGUUGGUACUCUGUGUUGGAUGUGGCAUUAAACCCUGCAGUGCUACAGGAAAGUAAGAAGGACAAAAGAGAAGUGCAUACACUGGCCGUGGGCUUUGCCCGGCAGCAGCAUGGGAUGAGUUUAUCGCAGCAUUACACUGUCGUCAACUGCAGCCCAAAAAGCAGCCCAGAGGACGUGCGCCGCCGACUCGGGUAUGAGCAGUGGUCCAACACGUCGAGCCAACCGGACAUAGCUACUCAGGACCCUUCUGCCCUUCUUCAGCAAAUCUCCUCUCUACGGUCUGAGAAUCAACACAAGGAGCCAGCAGGUCAAAUCAUCUCCAGACCUGCAGAGCACAAAAAGACUAAUUUGAUCCAGGUCAUCUCAACUACAUUUGUGCAGCCUGAGAAGCCAAAGUAUCAACUUGAGGUGAAGACCAAUAUAGUCGGAAGUGCUCACAGCAUGGAGCUGACAGUGGAUCUGCCAAAGGUACGCUCCAUGUCAGAGUGCCAGCUGAGAAUCUCCAAGGACGACGUCCUACUUGAGGUGGAGGACGUCUACCAUUUGCUUUUGGAAUUCCCCAAAACCGUGAUUGAAGACACUGCAACUGCCAUUUUUAACAAGAAAACACGAAGGCUUACUUUAAAAGUGGAUGUUGUUUUAACUAAUUGACUAUAGGGAGAAACAAAUAAACACAGAAGUUACUUGUUGUGCUGGAAAUAAGCCAAAGAAACUGCGAUUGUAAGGCUAAAUUAAAUUCUGGCCCUGACAAUAUCUUGGAUUCUUGAGUGAACGUCUCUCCGCCAUGUUGGAUUUUUUAAGGGGGUUAGAGUUAGUAUUGUAAUCUUACAUUUAACAAGAUUGAUUUCUCGUUAAAAAUGCAAUCAUAACACGUUUAUUUUACAUCGUUAGACUUUACGGGGUGCAGGUCCCCUUUCACUUUGAAUAGGGU